Messenger RNA from Lepisosteus oculatus (spotted gar), 3365 nucleotides. RefSeq names its product COPI coat complex subunit gamma 2 (gene copg2). Lineage: Eukaryota; Metazoa; Chordata; Actinopteri; Semionotiformes; Lepisosteidae. Gene Ontology annotation, cellular component: Golgi membrane; COPI vesicle coat; endoplasmic reticulum. The record is from RefSeq and is a predicted model, not a curated record. Gene Ontology annotation, biological process: intra-Golgi vesicle-mediated transport; endoplasmic reticulum to Golgi vesicle-mediated transport; organelle transport along microtubule. Gene Ontology annotation, molecular function: structural molecule activity.
GUGGAGUGGGUGAGUGGCUGGCCAGCAGAGUGACGUGGAACUGUAUUCCGGCAGCUCAACUCCUGCUGUUGACUGCAGUUGUCUUUUCGACAUCGCCAAAAGAAAGAACAGGGAUGAUAAAGAAAUUCGACAAGAAGGACGAAGAGUCCGGAAGUGGCUCAAACCCUUUCCAGCAUCUGGAGAAGAGUGCUGUGUUACAGGAGGCUCGUAUUUUUAACGAGACCCCGAUCAACCCCAGAAGAUGCCUCCACAUCCUCACCAAGAUCAUUUACCUUCUCAACCAGGGGGAACAUUUUGGAACCACCGAAGCCACGGAAGCUUUCUUUGCGAUGACCAGGCUAUUCCAGUCCAAUGAUCAAACACUAAGAAGGAUGUGUUACCUGACUAUUAAAGAGAUGGCAAACAUCUCGGAGGAUGUGAUUAUUGUAACAAGCAGCCUGACCAAGGACAUGACUGGAAAGGAAGAUGUCUACAGGGGACCAGCAAUCCGGGCUCUGUGCCGGAUCACUGAUACUACCAUGUUACAGGCAAUUGAGAGGUACAUGAAACAGGCCAUUGUGGACAAAGUUCCCAGCGUUUCCAGCUCUGCAUUGGUGUCCUCAUUGCAUAUGGUGAAGAUGAGCUAUGAUGUGGUGAAGCGAUGGGUAAAUGAGGCUCAGGAGGCUGCAUCUAGUGACAACAUCAUGGUUCAGUACCAUGCAUUAGGUCUUUUGUACCACCUGAGAAAAAACGACCGUCUUGCUGUAUCCAAAAUGCUGAACAAAUUCACCAAGUCUGGGCUGAAGUCCCCAUUUGCUUACUGCAUGCUGAUCCGUAUAGCCAGCCGGCUCCUGGAGGAGGCAGACGGAGGGCACGACAAUCCUUUGUUCGACUUCAUCGAGAGCUGCCUGAGGAACAAGCACGAAAUGGUGGUUUAUGAAGCAGCUUCAGCCAUUGUGCACCUGCCCAACUGCACUGCCAGAGAGCUUGCUCCGGCCGUCUCAGUGCUUCAGCUGUUCUGCAGUUCUCCCAAAGCUGCUCUGCGCUAUGCAGCUGUCAGAACCCUUAAUAAGGUUGCAAUGAAACAUCCUUCAGCAGUCACUGCCUGUAACUUAGACUUGGAGAAUCUGAUCACUGACUCGAACCGCAGCAUUGCAACCCUGGCCAUUACCACGCUGCUAAAGACGGGGAGUGAGAGCAGUGUGGAUAGGCUCAUGAAGCAGAUCUCCUCCUUUGUGUCAGAAAUAUCCGAUGAGUUUAAGGUUGUAGUGGUGCAAGCUAUUAGCGCGCUCUGUCAGAAAUAUCCACGGAAGCACAGUGUGAUGAUGAACUUUCUGUCCAACAUGCUGAGAGAUGAUGGUGGAUUUGAUUACAAGCGUGCCAUUGUGGACUGUAUCAUCAGCAUCAUUGAGGAGAAUCCAGAGAGUAAAGAAACUGGUCUGGCUCACCUGUGCGAGUUCAUAGAGGACUGUGAGCAUACUGUCCUGGCGACCAAGAUUCUCCAUCUGCUGGGCAAAGAGGGACCCAGGACCCCUACCCCCUCCAAAUACAUCCGGUUCAUCUUUAACAGAGUUGUUCUUGAAAGCGAAGCUGUACGCGCAGCUGCCGUGAGCGCUUUGGCCAAGUUUGGUGCUCAGAAUGAUGACCUGCUCCCCAGUGUCCUUGUGUUAUUACAAAGAUGUAUGAUGGACAGUGAUGACGAGGUUAGGGACAGAGCUACCUUCUACAUGAAUGUGCUUCAGCAGAAGCAGAAAGCUCUGAAUGCUGCGUACAUAUUCAAUGGCUUGUCUGUAUCUAUCCCUGGGCUGGAGAAAUCCCUUCAUCAGUACACCCUUGAGCCCACGGAGAAACCGUUUGACAUGAAAACUGUUCCACUGGCUACAGCGCCAAUCACUGAACAGAAAACAGAAAUCGCUCCUGUGGUUACCAGUAAAUUGCCAGAAAAGGUGGCUCCUUCCCGUCAAGAUAUAUACCAAGAACAACUGGCCGCUAUUCCCGAGUUUAAAGGCCUCGGUCCUCUGUUCAAGUCCUCUGAGCCGGUUCAGCUGACGGAGGCCGAGACGGAAUACGUGGUUCGCUGCAUCAAGCACACCUUCACAAAUCACAUGGUGUUCCAGUUUGAUUGCACAAACACUCUGAAUGACCAGCUCCUGCAGAAGGUUGUGGUUCAGAUGGAGCCUUCAGAAGCUUAUGAAGUAGUGCAUUACGUGCCAGCACCUAAUCUUCCUUACAGCCAGCCUGGGUCGUGCUACACUCUCGUCAGACUUCCAGAUGAUGAUCCUACUGCAGUCUCUUGCACAUUCAGCUGCACAAUGAAGUAUUUGGUACGAGACUGUGAUCCAAACACCGGGGAACCAGAUGAUGACGGUUAUGACGAUGAAUAUGUGCUGGAAGACUUGGAAGUGACUGUCGCUGACCACAUUCAAAAAGUCCUCAAACCAAACUUUGGAGCCGCCUGGGAAGAAGUAGGAGAUGAUUUUGAAAAAGAAGAAACAUUUGCUCUUGCCUCUGUCAGAACCCUUGAAGAGGCUGUCAAUAACAUCAUUAGCUUCCUGGGGAUGCAGCCAUGUGAGAGGUCAGACAAGGUUCCUGAGAACAAAAACUCACAUGUUCUGUUCCUGGCAGGCGUUUUCAGAGGCGGUCACGACUUGCUGGUGCGUUCAAGGCUUGCCCUGGCAGAUGGUGUAACUAUGCAGGUUACAGUACGUAGCAAAGAAGAGACACCGGUUGAUGUUAUUCUAGCUUCUGUGGGUUAAGUCCCUUUGGCACAGGGUAGUAUGCACGUUUCAGAUAAAAAGAAAUACCAAGACAUUAAGGAAAAGCAAGCCCUUAUGCUAAAAUGAACAAUCAUGGUUUCUUUCAUGUUUUCCUUUGUCUGAAUUGUUUUUUAGAGACUACAAUGCAAGUUUCAACUAGAAUGUUAACCUGCACAGCAUAUUAAAUAACUCUUUUGGGCCAAAUUGAUAUGAAGUCUUUUGCUUUAAAAUUGAUAGAACAUUAGGAAAAUGUUUAAAAUAUGCCGAGGCCUUUUUGGAUUAACACAAACACCAUUAUCUAUCAUCAGCACAAACUAUCAUCUGUACAAGUACAAGCAGUCCAAAUAAUAAAUCUACUCAAUCUGACAUCCCAGCCACCUUCCUAAAAACAAUAUUUACAGAUUUAAAUGGGUCUUUUAUUAAGGACCAGAUGUUUAUCAUUAGUGUAAUCUUUAUCUGUAAUAGAACAUUUACACAAAUGUGUUUGCAUUCAAGAAUCAUCUUGAGAGCUUCUCCUGUCUAUAUAUGAAAACUGUAAUUGUUGAAUGCUGUGGCGAUCUUUAAUUUCCUUGCUAAAAUAUUUGUCCUUACUCUGCUUUUCUUAAUAAAUUGUAAUAUGGGACCACUUAA